Molecule: messenger RNA, 1635 nt
Organism: Scedosporium apiospermum
Lineage: Eukaryota; Fungi; Ascomycota; Sordariomycetes; Microascales; Microascaceae
Exons: 2
Coding region: 1-1635 (544 amino acids)
Molecular function (GO): protein binding
Source: RefSeq, a predicted model, not a curated record
AUGGGUAGCCUUGCACCCGCCAGUCUACAGCAUAACCCAGAACCACGUGUGGGACUCGGGAACCUACCCGUCGAGUUAUUACUAGAGAUCGCCUCCGAACUCGUUCUCGAGGAUUUCCUCGCCUGCGCCCAGGUCUCUCGACAAUGGCACGCAUCAUGGUCCCAGCCAGGCAUGGUCGCUGUGCUCUGUCGCAGGUUCUUCCCCAUCAGCACGCAGUCUAAACCUCACACGUUCUCCACCUUCCAGAAGGCAUGCCGCAAAUUCUUCCGUCGACGGCAUGGGAAGUAUGCGGCUGCGAUGGACAUCACCUGGGGGGACUGGGAGGCUGGGCGCCCUUGUCAUUUUGAGCCUGAUCGCAACGUCCAUCCUGACGGCCAAUUCCCGGAACCAGAAAUAGAUCAACUGUACAUUCUCGUCUAUGGUGAUGGCAAUAUUGUGCGGACUGAUAAGAAAGAGUUGAUCUUUAUCGAUAAUUUGUACACGCGGACACGGAAAGUUCUACAGGGAGCUAACUGGAACUUCAACACGCUCUCGGCUUUCCCAUAUACGUCGGCGGUAGGCAAUUCACUUUUGGCUACGCAGGUAGGACAUGCCGAGAGCGGAUUCCCCGUUGUUGGAGUCAAGUAUGUAUUCGAAGACGACCUCACCCGUUGGCUGAGUAUUCGCACCUGGGGCGAGAAGGUCUUUAUAGCUUCUGGCCCUUCAAGUGUCCAUGUAUUCUCGCAUAAUGGAGCCGACCUCUCCCUCACCUACGUUAUUAACCCCUAUGGCUCCUUGCCGCCCGAAUGGCACGGCUUUGUCCGCACAACCGGAAACAGAUACCUUUUCGACCGACAUCAGACAAACUUCCUCCCCCACCCGCGCAACCCAGAUGGGGUAUUCAUUGUGCUAGCUGGGACAACCCUCGAGUCCGAGCUAGAUGAUGGCGCCUUCUUCCUAGUGCGAGAGUUUAACGGUACUACGCACGUAGCGACUUAUUCGUGUGACGUCUGGGAAAAUAUGGUCGCGGCGAUGGAGGCCGUAUUUAACCAAGAUGAUAACAAGUCUGCUCAACAGGAGCUAGAGGCGGCCAUGUCGAGGAUGGAGGUGUGGGACUUUGACUGGGGAAGCAUACAUGAUGAGUGGCCCGGGAGCUUCGGCGGCGAUGAGGGCGUGUACGAGGUGUUCCGCUUUGCCUUUAAUUCCAAGAACCUUGCCGGCCCCGGUCAACCCCCCCGAUUCGGGUGGGGAAUCCACCAGCAGAUCUCGGUUACUUUCUGCACGACUACGAAGCAGUGGGGAGCCCAGGGCGCCCUUAUUGAUGAUGGCGAGGACGGUCUUUUUAAUACCGAUUGGGCCUCGCGGGGUUCGAUGCUAAGGAACAACCAACUUGUCCGCAUGAACUAUAACAAAGAUGGCGUUCUAGGCCUAAGACCUACUAUCACAACGCGUGAUAUCAAUCUCAUUGUUGGCGAGGAGAGAACCCGCACGGAGCUAGGAAAGCGCAAUGACUUGUACCUUCUGGAACACGAGAAUAAGGGCAGGCCCAAGCCACGCGCGGUGGGAAACCAUCGUAGAUUCUCCCACGAUGAAGACUUUACGGUUAUGUGGGACCGCUUUUGCGGGGACUGCGUUGUGUUUGACUUUAGAGAGUAG